CAACUCAGAAAAAGUUUUCAGAGAUCAGGAACAGCAGCAGCGAAGGGUCAGAGACAAGAGCCACCUGCCAGACACUGCCCACCCAGCUCUAUGGGCGCUGCCAGACACCCCUGCCUACAUGGGCACUCAGCAGCACUGUGACCUGGAAUAAAGUCUCCCUGGCACUUGGAGGGAUCUGGAGACAUGAUCCAGGCGUUCCUGCGGAGUCCCCUGCACUGAAAUUACUGAUUGAAGACAUAAACAUGGCAGUAAAAGUGUCUGCAGCUUGUGUCCUCCUGUUCCUGAUCUCCUAUGUGGACUCUCAGGGAUCCAAUUUGAAACCAACUUGGCCAACAUACAAAGUUCCUGUUGUUCUUCCUCAGUCGACCACUGGUCUGGAGAAACCUCUGUUUAAUGCAGAACCAAGGCUUGAUGUACCAGGCUCAUGUGGUGCACAAUGCCACAAGCACUUCCCCAUGCCUACUUUGAAUGAACUGAAAGACAACAUGGCCUACGAAACCUUGUAUGCCAACGGGAGCCGCACUUUAACGGAAGUGGGAAUUUAUGUCUUGGCCAACAAUGCAGAUGGUGAAAGAAGCAAUGCUAAAUCCCGUCGUAAAAGGCAAAUCUAUGGGUACGACAGCAGAUUUAAUAUUUAUGGGAAAAACUUCUUACUCAAUUAUCCCUUUUCAACAUCAGUAAAGUUGUCCACGGGUUGCACCGGCACAUUGGUGGCGGAGAAGCAUGUACUUACAGCUGCCCACUGUAUUCACGAUGGUAAAAAUUAUGUCAAGGGGGCACAGAAGCUAAGAGUGGGAUUCCUAAAACCAAAAUUCAAAGACGGUGGUAAAGGUGUCAGCCAAUCGAAUUUGGAAAAAAUGAAAUUCCAAUGGAUUCGGGUGAAAAGAACCCAUGUCCCAAAAGGAUGGAUUAAAGGCAAUGCCAACGAUAUCGGCAUGGAUUACGACUAUGCUUUGUUGGAACUCAAAAAACCCCACAAAAGAAAAUUCAUGAUGAUCGGUGUCAGUCCCACUGGUCGACAGUUACCUGGUGGAAAAAUCCACUUCUCUGGCUUUGACAACGAUAGACCAGGGAACCUAGUAUACCGAUUCUGCGAUGUCAAGGAAGAAACCUACGACCUACUUUACCAGCAAUGCGAUGCCCAGCCUGGAGCUAGCGGUUCUGGAGUUUAUGUCAGGAUGUGGAAACGGGACAAACAGAGAUGGGAGCGGAAGAUUAUUGGGAUUUUUUCCGGGCACCAAUGGGUGGACAAAAAUGGUGACAAACAGGAUUUUAAUGUAGCUGUGCGUAUAACACCUCUUAAGUACGCGCAAAUCUGCUUUUGGAUCAAAGGAAAUUAUAUAGAUUGCAGAGACGGAUAGUAGGCUUCUACUAACCAAAAUUUCAAAACAUUUCCAAGAAUUUUCUUUGGUUAUACGAAAGGCUAAUUAAUGAAUGUACUGUGCAGCCAAUGUGACCGUAUCUUUUUUCUUCGCUUUUCAAACUAGACGAGAGAGUCCAUCAACAUGGAAUGACAAUGGGAGCAUUUUGACUUUAGCUUCUUUCAUUCUACUAAUAAGUAAACGAAUUGGACCCGACAUGUAUCGACGGAUGAAGUUGUUGCCUUUUGUUCCUUCCUUGGAAGCCUCAGCAUAGCUAAUGAAGACUGUCACGUAAAGUCACAUAUUGAUUGGGGGCUUUCUUUAAAGGCUGAAUGGGAAUCAGAAGGUUGCCCAUUGCUCCAUAAUAUAUAAUAUGCACUUUUUCCAGCUUCAUGAUAAGGCUAAUUUACACUGUGUAAAAAUUACGAGUAUAUUUUAUUGACUUGUUAUUUACAUUUUCAGCCCCUCUUUCUUUUUUUUUUGUGGCCAUUUAUUUUUUUUCAUUUAAAUUUUGCAGAUUACAGCAAAAAAAAAAAAGUCUGGUAAAUAAAAUAUGCUUGUAUUUUAUUUUUAUGUAGUGUGAAUUUAGCCUUAAGACUGCAAAUGUGUCUUUUUUUUUAUAAAUUGCUAUUUUCCUACUGAAUGUUUUUUUUUUGUUUCUUUUUUUGCUGAUGUUAAUGAGAAAAGCCUUUUAGUUUUUAUUUUAGUUUUAAAGGGGUACUCUGGUGGAAAACUUUUUUUUUUUAUCAACUGAUGUCAGAAAGUUAAACAGAUUUG
Messenger RNA from Hyla sarda, 2138 nucleotides. It is a transcript of the gene PRSS23, whose product is annotated as serine protease 23. The transcript is spliced from 2 exons. NCBI's taxonomy places the organism in Eukaryota, Metazoa, Chordata, Amphibia, Anura, Hylidae. The coding region runs from base 243 to 1361 and encodes 372 amino acids. The record is from RefSeq and is a predicted model, not a curated record. Gene Ontology annotation, molecular function: serine-type endopeptidase activity. Gene Ontology annotation, biological process: proteolysis.